AUGUUCCCCGAACCCGCCUCCCAGGAAAUCGACUGGAACAAGUUAAGUCUCAAGGGCCUUGACUUAACCUCCCAUGUCGAAUCCCAUUACUCCACCAAAACUGGGGAAUGGUCUGCGCCUGAAAUUGUGGCGUCACCAUACCUGAAGGUCCAUGGCUUGUCGCCCGGCUUGAACUACGGACAGCAGUGUUACGAAGGACUGAAGGCCUGUCGCACCGCCGACAAUCAGAUUCUACUCUUUCGCCCGAAAGAACACGCCAGCCGCAUGCACCACUCGGCAAGCACGGUCUCCAUCCCCAACGUACCCGAAGAGCACUUCCUCGCCUGCGUCAACCUAGUCGUGGCCGCUAACUCGACUUUCGUCCCCCCUCACGAAAGCAACGCCCUCCUAUACGUCCGUCCAGUGGCCUUCGGGUCCGGUCCACAACUCGCUCUCACCUCGCCGAGUGAGUUCACCUUCGCGGUAUUCAUUCUCCCAGGCUCUGCCUACCACGGCGUCAUGGCCCAGGAUGCUUUGGUCUGCGAAGGCUUUGACCGUACUGCGCCUCUCGGGGUAGGCAAUGCCAAGGUUGGCGGAAACUAUGCUCCCGUCAUGAAGUACACCGACCAGGCGCACCGUGAAGGCUUUAGUCUGCUUCUCCACCUCGAUAGCCUUACUCACACUGAGAUCGACGAGUUCUCUACAUCUGGCUUCUUGGGUGUCAAGGCCGGCGACAAGCCUACUUUAAUUGUUCCCAGCAGUCGCAAUAUUCUUCCCAGUGUUACGACUGAUACUUGCAUUGAAGUUGCCAAGUCACUUGGGUGGAAGGUUGAGAAACGGGCAGUCAAGUUCGAUGAAGUUCCGUUCCUGGACGAAGUUAUGGCGGUCGGAACUGCGACGCUACUUCUGCCUAUCAAGUCUAUUACGAGGAGGUCUACGGGCAAGAAGAUCUUGUUUAAUGAAGGAAAGCCUGAAGCUGGCCCGUGUUGUGAGACCCUUCGCAAGGCGAUUGAUGAUAUCCUCCGCGGCAGAGGGCAGGGCCCUGAAGGCUGGAGCGUGGCCGUUAAGGAAGUCUGA
Messenger RNA from Penicillium antarcticum, 1056 nucleotides. RefSeq names its product branched-chain amino acid aminotransferase. Gene Ontology annotation, molecular function: branched-chain-amino-acid:2-oxoglutarate transaminase activity. Lineage: Eukaryota; Fungi; Ascomycota; Eurotiomycetes; Eurotiales; Aspergillaceae. Gene Ontology annotation, biological process: branched-chain amino acid metabolic process. The record is from RefSeq and is a predicted model, not a curated record. Bases 1 to 1056 code for a protein of 351 amino acids. The transcript has 4 exons.